GGUUCGUCCUGCACUGCGGCGGCGGCGGCGGCGGCGGCGGCGGCGGAUAGGAUCAGCCUCCCGAUUGUCCUUAGAUCCCGAGCUACGGAGCUGAGCGUCGUUGACUGCGGCGGCGGCGGAUCGGAUCAGCCUCCUGAUUGUCUCAGAUCCUGAGCUACGGAGCUUAGCAGAGCAGGGGCUAGUGAGACAGUCGGCUCUUUCGUGAAGGACGGCUGCAGGUCAUUGAAUUUUCUGGAGCUUCCCAAGGCAAGAGAGUGGAGAGCAGCCACACACCUUUAGCCCGCAGCAUGCCAGCACUGUCAACCGGAUCUGCUGGAGAAAUGGGUCUGUAUGAGCUGUUGGCUGCUCUGCCCACCCAGCUGCAGCCACAUGUGAAUAGCCAGGAGGACCUGACCUUCCUCUGGGACAUGUUUGGUGAAAAGAGCCUGCAUUCACUGGUCAAGAUUCAUGAAAAACUUCACUACUAUGAGAAGCAGAGUCCAGUGCCCAUUCUCCAUGGGGCAGCAGCCUUGGCUGAUGAUCUGGCUGAAGAGCUACAGAACAAGCCACUAAGCAGUGAGAUGAGAGAGCUGCUGAAACUGCUGUCAAAACCCAACGUGAAGGCUUUGCUGUCAGUACAUGAUACUGUGGCUCAAAAGAGUUAUGAUCCUGUAUUGCCUCCUAUGCCUGAUGAUAUCGAUGAUGAAGAAGACUCUGUGAAAAUAAUCCGCCUAGUCAAGAACAAAGAACCCCUGGGUGCAACCAUUAAGAAAGAUGAACAGACGGGGGCAAUCACCGUGGCCCGGAUCAUGCGGGGAGGAGCUGCAGAUAGAAGUGGUCUUAUUCACGUGGGUGACGAGCUGAGGGAAGUGAAUGGGAUCCCAGUAGAAGACAAGAGGCCUGAGGAAAUAAUACAGAUUUUGAGUCAGUCCCAGGGAGCAAUUACAUUUAAGAUAAUACCCAGCACCAAAGAGGAGACAGCUUCCAAGGAAGGCAAGAUGUUUAUCAAAGCCCUUUUUGACUAUGAUCCAAAGGAGGACAAGGCAAUCCCAUGUAAGGAGGCGGGGCUGUCUUUCCAAAAGGGAGACAUUCUUCAGAUUCUGAGCCAAGAUGAUGUGACUUGGUGGCAGGCGAAGCACGAAGGCGAUGCCAACCCCAGAGCUGGCCUGAUUCCCUCCAAGCACUUCCAGGAACGGAGACUGGCGCUGAGAAGGCCAGAAAUAAUAGUCCAGCCUCUGAAACUUUCCAACAGGAAAUCAUAUGAGGAAUCAGUUGAAUGUGAGGAAAUUAAAGAAGAUGCUGGAUGUGAUGGUAACAACAGCGGAACCUACCUAGCUGGUUUUAGAAGAAGUUUCCGUCUUAGCAGAAAAGAUAAAAAAACUAACAAGUCUAUGUAUGAGUGCAGAAAGAGUGACCAGUACGACACAGCGGACGUGCCCACAUAUGAGGAAGUGACACCAUACCGGCGGCAGGCUCAUGAGAAAUACAGGCUUGUAGUCCUGGUCGGUCCUGUUGGAGUUGGGCUGAAUGAGCUGAAGCGGAAGCUGUUGAUGAGUGACACCCAACACUAUGGAGUGACAGUGCCCCAUACCACUAGAGCAAGACGAAGCCAAGAAAGUGAUGGUGUGGAAUAUAUUUUUAUUUCUAAGCAUUUGUUUGAGACAGAUGUACAAAAUAACAAGUUCAUUGAAUAUGGCGAAUAUAAAAACAACUACUAUGGCACAAGUAUAGACUCAGUUCGCUCUGUCCUAGCUAAGAACAAAGUUUGUCUGCUGGAUGUCCAGCCUCAUACAGUGAAGCACUUAAGGACACUGGAGUUCAAACCCUAUGUGAUAUUUAUAAAACCUCCAUCAAUAGAACGUUUGAGAGAGACAAGAAAAAAUGCAAAGAUUAUUUCAAGCAGAGAUGACCAAGGAACAGCAAAACCCUUCACAGAAGAAGACUUCCAAGAAAUGAUUAAAUCGGCACAAAUAAUGGAAAGUCAAUACGGCCAUCUUUUUGACAAAAUUAUAAUAAAUGAUGAUCUCACUAUGGCAUUUAAUGAGCUAAAAACAACAUUUGACAAACUAGAGACUGAUACCCAUUGGGUCCCUGUGAGCUGGUUACAUUCAUAACUCAAGAAAAUUUCCUUAAUUGUGUUUUUUACAGAGUGCAUGAUUAGGUCAGCUACCAUGUUUUUGGUAGGAUUUUCUUAAACCUCUAUCACUGUCAUAGAUGUAAAGUCUUUAUAAAAUUUCUAUGUGGUUUUGUUUAUAUCUUUUAGAGCCUUAUUUGAAUCAUAUGACUGCACAAUCUAAAAGUCAAAAUCGGCACAGUGUAAAACUUUGAAUUCCCUGAUUGCCCUUAGUUCUGUCUCUGUUGUGAGAGGCAGUGUAUCAGAGUUCCUGCCCCACCUUUACUUGCUGCCCUUCACUUUGCAUGCUUGCAGUUGACAGCAUGGACUUAGCCAUCUUGGGCAGCUCCACAGGUUUGAUUGAGCUGGAAAUAAGACCCCAUCCUGUUACUGCUCCUGUGCACAGAGUAUGUUCUUUGUGUGUUUUGUGUUCUUAAGGAAGUAGCUCACAUAUUAUAGCUUAGGAAAUCCUUUGGAGUACAUAUAGAUGCUGCAAAUAUUCUAUAAGGGAAAAAAUGGAUCUUUUUUUUGUAAGUUGAGGGUCUUACUAUGCUCUCUACACUGGCCUUGAACUCAGCCCUCCUUUGCCUCAACCUCCCAAGUACGGGUACAUGCCACUGCAACAGGUUUGGAAAUAGAUUUAAGUAAUAUUAUAGAUGUAGACCAAAACCCUUCCUUGUGGUUUAAUAAGGAUAAUUAUUUUAGGGCAAGCAAUGAUCACAAAGCAACUCCUGUUUUAACCUGUUACUUUUCAGAAGACAUUUUUGUAGUCAAAAUGUUUUAUUCUCUUGCUUUGGAAGUUCUCAGAAAAUUCUAAGAAUGAGAUACAUAUUCUAAACGUGUAACACACAUAGUUAAGAAAAAAGUGAUCAUGUUUCCAUACUGUGCAAUCACCACAUGUUUAAAUUGUGCUACGGUGUGUUCUAGAAACCUUAUAUUGUGUUAAAUUUUUUGAUCAAAAUGAUUAUUAACAUUGGCCAGAUUUCAUCUCAACCUAUUCUGAAAGAAGAUGUAUUUUUUAAAUGUUUAGAUGACAUUGCUCCUUUUUCUUUGGUGCUAUAGGUCUCCAGCGAGUGAAUAAUUUAUCAUAUUACAAAUGUCCCACAGUUCAGAGAGCUCCUGCCAUUCCUGUGAGCAGUGUGACUCAGCCAAUAGAAAAACCAUCACAUCUAUAACUUUAAUACAAAAAUAUUUUUGUUGCUUUGAAGAGCAUUUAAAUGUCAUGCUUAAAGAAAAAUAAAAUAUAGGGAAAUUUUAUAUAUUUGUGAGAUAUUUGAAAGACAUAUUUUUAGUUAUCAAAUAGGGUUAUUCAUAAAAGAAAUUGUAUAUAAAGAUAUAAUUUAAAGUAGUAGUUUUAUAAGCAAGGUCAGCAUUCCAUGUAAAUAUUUGACCUUGUUGCAGGUAGAUUCCCCACAUGUUACAUGUUCACUGUCAUGUGAUAGUGUCCUUGCUAACUUUCCUUAUGACAUGUCGGAUUACUGUGAGAAGCAGACACAGAAGUUACUCUAGAGACCUCAUUAUUCAUUCAAUCCCACAGCCAGAUCAUUGGACUAAUGAACAUAGUCUAUGCAAGUUCUGUAUUUAUUAAUUAAAUGAUAAGCCAUGCAGUUUAAACACAGAUAGGAUGGCUAGCAGAUUCGUGUUCUGAAGCCAGUGACCUGUGUGGCCUGUCUAGAAGCACAAGUCUUAGAGAAUUGGUUUGUGUGGAAUAUUGGGGAAUGCCUACACUUCUCAUAAAGCAAGUUUCUGUACCAAGAAUGAUGAGGAAUGCAUACCAGCAUAGGGCAUUCUGUGGAGACUUUAGGUAUCCCAGUUUCCUUACUUCAAGAUAUCUUUGUUGAUUUUUUUUCUUUCUUUUUGGGAUUGUUGUCUCCAUUUUUUUAUUUUAGGGUAAAACUUGUAUAGUGCAGUGGAAAUUUUGAGUCCUUAUAAGUAGUAUAGGUGAUGGAUGGAAUGUUAUGAAAAUAUAAAUAUCUGUAUUUUUUAGACCAGAGCUAAACAACAUUUUUUUAAAUGAUGAAAAUAAAAGCAGUUUAAGAAAUCAGGUGUCAUGUAGGCUUACCUGUGCUUUGAUGCUUUCAAAGAGAUUGAAUUAGAAUGUAAUAAGCCAGGCCAACAAAGGGCUGUGGAUCCCUGUAGUAAGAGGCAACCUCUCUCUGCUCUCUGGCCUCAGCACUCCUACCACCGAGAAGAACUCUCCGAGCUCUCAACAGCCUGUUCCUGGGAUGGCAUGGCAGCCACUGUUAGAGAAGAAACAACUGUUUCAGUGUUUGUACAAUUAAAAUUGAAUUUUGCAUGUAAAUUUUCCUUGUCCACCUCCCAGUUAGUGCGGCCCAAAUGUAAAGAGAUAAAAUUGAAACAAUAACCAUGGCUUCCCUGAGUAAUGUGGAAACUUGGCAUCUAUAAGGCUGGCAUUCCUGGUACUAUAUAAUCAUUGAGUGUGCCUAAAGUGUAGUCAUUUAAAAUGAGCAAACAUGUAAAUUCAGAUUACAAAACUAUGGAGUCAAAAUGUCCCUAAAGAUGCAGAUUUUUAUUUAUUUUCCUUUGGCCCAUGAUGAAUUUAUUGAUAAAUGUAAUGGAAAGUUUUUUAGUCUUAAUAAAAUAUCUUUAAGCAAUA
Microtus ochrogaster (prairie vole) is the source of this 4709-nucleotide messenger RNA. It is a transcript of the gene Mpp7, whose product is annotated as membrane palmitoylated protein 7. NCBI's taxonomy places the organism in Eukaryota, Metazoa, Chordata, Mammalia, Rodentia, Cricetidae. The record is from RefSeq and is a predicted model, not a curated record. The transcript is spliced from 20 exons. Gene Ontology annotation, molecular function: protein binding. The coding region runs from base 288 to 2093 and encodes 601 amino acids.